AUGGUUUCAUUCUUCGAAGUCGAGGCAGAGCCAGAUGCGGAGGAAAGAGAUACAGACAAGGGAUUGGCAAAGUCACUAACACUAUUCAAUGGAGUGUCAAUUAUUGUAGGAUGCAUUAUUGGAUCGGGGAUCUUUGUCUCACCCACUGGAGUGCAAGAACGUGAGUUACCCUUUUUCCACGAUUACUAUAACGAACAGGAUCGGUGGUCGCAAAGCAAUGUUUCAAAAAGAGAACUCAAGCAAUGUAUGAUGGCACUGAAUUGUCGAAUAACCUGUGGCGAAUUUCGUUCAGUUUCUAAUUAUCACAAAACGCUUUCAAUGACCCCUGGAAGUCCACGAAUAUAUUAG
Strongylus vulgaris is the source of this 348-nucleotide messenger RNA. The record is from the annotation of a GenBank genome assembly. Lineage: Eukaryota; Metazoa; Nematoda; Chromadorea; Rhabditida; Strongylidae.